UAUGCGGAAGUCAAUAAGCACCGAGCUGCUUCCUGAAAGUGCUGGGACUGUUCUGUAUAAACUGACACCUUCGGAUUGAUUUAUCAAACCAGCCAUGUCGAAGAACACAGUGUCCGAUCGAUUCAGAAAGGUUGAUGUGGAUGAGUACGACGAAAACAAGUUUGUCGACGAGGAGGAAGGCGGAGAAAAUCAACUAGGUCCGGAUGAGGCUGAGGUGGAUUCUCUCAUCAGAUCAGGUAACCUCAUGGGAGCCUUGCAGGCAGUCCUGAAGAAUCCACCCAUCAACACCAAGAACCAGAAUGUGAAGGACCGGGCUGAAGGCCUUGUAUUGAAAGUGCUCAGCUCUUUCAAGUCUAGUGAUAUUGAAAAGGCUGUUCAGUCUCUGGACAAGACUGGAGUCGAUCUCCUGAUGAAAUACAUCUACAAAGGCUUUGAAAGGCCCUCAGACAACAGUAGUGCCAUCCUACUGCAGUGGCAUGAAAAGGCUCUUUCAGCAGGUGGUGUGGGCUCUAUUGUCCGAGUGCUCACAGCCAGGAAGACUGUGUAAAUCUUCAUCACCUUAGCACCGUGGCAGGGUUGGCGGAGGGACUGGCUGGCACAACCCCUCGUGGUCUGGUUUCUGCCCACACUGCCAAACUGUGGAGGAUGUCCAGUCACUCACCUUUAAAAAAAAAAAAAAAAACAAACAAAAAAAAAAAAACGAUCAAACAUUACAGUACCAUUUGGAUUUCUUGCAGUGAAGAUAAGCACCUUGGAUCUAUAUUAACAGAAUGGUGAUGAGAAAAUGUUAUUGUUGACCUCAGUAGUUAUUAAGCACAGACAUUUUAGCUAUUAUCAAAGGAAACGUCUCUUUACUCAUCCGCUUCACAUAUUUCACAUUUUCAUACCUGUCCCGAUGUAAAGUCUCAACAGUAUAGAACAAACAGUAAAUGUAAUCACAUGACUAGUCAUGUGGCAUGAGAUGGUACUCUGGAGUUUGUAGUUUUAUGUUUUACUUAAAGGGAUAGUACACCCAAAAAUGAAAGCUAUGUCGUUUACUCACCCACAUGUUGUUCUAAACCUGUCUGACUGAUUUCUAUUUUUGGGGUCCAAACAACAUUCCAUGUUUUCUUUUGUGUUAAACAAAAGAAAGAAAGUCAAAUAGAUUAGUGUGAGGGUGAAUAAUUGCAAACAGCAUUUUCAUUUUUGGGUGAACUUUCCCUUUAAGAAGGCGAUCAAGCUUUUGUUUGUAGGAUUUUCACUUUACACUUUCUUCAUCUACUUCUUUUUAAAACAUAAUCAGAGUUGGUCAAUGGAACAUACCAACAUCAGUAUUUGCUUCCUUCUUGCAUGCAUUGCGUUAUAUAUAAGUUGAGAGCUGGUUGUUGAAUCUAGCCUUAUAUGAACACCUGUGCUUUCAAGAGGGAGAUUCCAGCUCAAGUUCUUGUGAUCAGAGUGCUUAUUUUCCUCCACAGUCUCUUCAGUAAUUCAUGCAGGUUCUAACAUCUCUUUUGUUUCAUAUCACACCCAGGAUCACGUUUUAAGAAACAAAAAAGGGAAUAACUUUUCUUAAGUUGCCAAAAAUGUUUUUAUUGUCAUAAUUGUUGAUUAAUACUAGUAUGUUUUUGUACUCUUUACAAAAACAAUGAGUUUAAUUUUUUAUAACGCUGAGUAUUAUUAGAUUGUCCAACAGAAGCUUAUGUAUAUUUUGAUCACAUCAUUUUUGAACUGUAUUAGAACAUGAUUAACAUCAACAUGUACUUUGAACUCGGACUUUAUGUCAGGUGCUGAUGAUAUAUAGCUAACCUCUGAGACACACACGUGUUUGUGUACUCUCACAAUUCCCACCAAACACGCAGCUAGCGCUCAAGCUGCAAUGGAGAAUUUUGCUUCCACUGUGGUCUGCUUGUUUUUGCCAUACUUGAAGCCAUACAUAAACUACCCAAGAAAGUCUCCACUUGUUCAGUUACGAUUCCAAGUGAAUGUUGAGUUUGCAUCACACCAGUCAAUCAUUUAAUUAAGUGCAAAAAUUAUGAAAUAGUUUACCAACUGCCUUAUAAGAUAUUCCUUUUAUAUUGUAUGGUCCUUUUGAAAAAUAAAUGAAAUGAAUAC
This is a messenger RNA of Labeo rohita (rohu), 2091 nucleotides long. It is a transcript of the gene arpc5a, whose product is annotated as actin related protein 2/3 complex, subunit 5A. NCBI's taxonomy places the organism in Eukaryota, Metazoa, Chordata, Actinopteri, Cypriniformes, Cyprinidae. Gene Ontology annotation, cellular component: cytoplasm; actin cytoskeleton; Arp2/3 protein complex. The transcript is spliced from 4 exons. Gene Ontology annotation, biological process: cell migration; regulation of actin filament polymerization; Arp2/3 complex-mediated actin nucleation. The coding region runs from base 95 to 547 and encodes 150 amino acids. The record is from RefSeq and is a predicted model, not a curated record. Gene Ontology annotation, molecular function: actin filament binding.